Carassius gibelio (silver crucian carp) is the source of this 1984-nucleotide messenger RNA. RefSeq lists its product as uncharacterized. The transcript has 4 exons. The record is from RefSeq and is a predicted model, not a curated record. Lineage: Eukaryota; Metazoa; Chordata; Actinopteri; Cypriniformes; Cyprinidae. Bases 687 to 1832 code for a protein of 381 amino acids.
AGCCUUCUUUUGCUGUUUUGUGGUGUUCUUAAAGAAGUAAGCAGUGGCGUGUGACGAAUUAGUUACGAUUCUUACAAAUAUUCGAUGCAGCCAUGUAAUAUUUGGUUGACUAUUACAUAAUUGUAUAAGUCAUUCCUAUUUUCUUACCAGCUUGACGGGAAAAUCGAAAGAAAGGUGAAUGGGGUCAUUUAGGACUUCUGUAUUUUGGAAGAGAAUAAAUAUAUUGUUAAGAUGAGAAGGAAAUGUGGCAUUUGAACGAUUCAUUUGAUUGGACUGAAAAUACAGUUUUAAGAUGAGACGCUCGGAAAGACUUUAGGUUAUGCAUGAAGGCUGAAUUCUGUUAAUUUUUCGUGAGUUUAUCAGGAACCGCGUGAGUAAUUGCAGUAUCAGCUGUAUUUUCUCAAUUUAUUUAUUACUUGAUUUAUUUCUGCAUGAUAGUACAGUAGAAGGCUUGAAGGCGAACGGGUUCAUUUGUAGUGAAGCGUUAUCAACAGCUUGGAAUGAUGGAAACGGUUAAGCUGGCCCCUCCCACUGAAAGCGAUAGGACGGCACUCCUCAGUCCCCGAUUAAUUUGCAUAUCAGGGCUAUAAAUAGUCCAAGUUCUGCCGGCGCCCUCGUCUGAGAAAGCCAAUUCGGAGUCCCAGGAAGAGGUCGAGUCUGCGUCACUCGUGUCCGGAAAAGGAAGGAUGUCCAGUCCUGCUAAAGUGCGAAAAGAGGGUGAAGACGCAGUGGAGGGAUUCGUCUUUGACGUAUCGCCCAGAAAGCUGUCUAAAAGCAGUUCUGCGUUCUUCACCGCCGUCCUUCAGAGCGCCAGGCAGGAGUACCACAGAGUGGUCGUUUUCGCCAUGGAAAAGCAAGCCCUCUUCGUUCAAGCGGAAAAGAACGGCAACCCGGUGCGGCUGCGGAACGUCAGGCGAAGCUUGAGCUUCUCUGAUCCAGACGGCUUUGACGUACUGUGCUCUCGUGGGACCAGCGUCGAGGUGACCAGGCUGCCUUUUCUGCGGUGCGCGCCACCAAGCUGCAAAAAGAUGACUGUAGCGGAGGUGAAGGCCCUAGGUCCGAGGCAGAAGGUGAAGGAGGUCCGUGCAAAGGUUGCCUUGCAGGGCUCUGUGAGCAGAGUGGUCACGGUCAGCAACUCGGACUGUGAGCUGAAAGAGGUGCAGAUCUGCGACGGAACGGGGGAGAUAAAGCUGACGUUGUGGGACACCUUCGUCAACGCUGCCGAGGCCGGCGUCUCUUACGCCUUCAAGAACCUGUCUACGAGAGAGCGAGACGGGUGCCUUUGCCUCUGUACUGGUCCGUCCAGCAGUAUCGAGCAGAUCGCGGACUUGGAGGUGGCGGAGGGAGCAGCCAGCGGGGAAGAUGAAAAAUCAACGGCGCUUUUCAGCGCCACAAUAAAGGGCAUAGAAGUCACGAUACAACGUCGGUGUUCCGCCUGCCACUUCAAGCAGAGGGAGUUCGUGGAGAAGUCGAAGACGCACAGGUGCGAGGGCUGCAGGAUGAAGCAACAUUCGCUGUCUUUCUCCGCCAGCUUUGGCGGUAAAGCCACGGUCUCCACUGCGAGCGGCGAUGAAACGGUGCAGCUAUCCAGCUCGGCGCUCUCCACCUAUCUGCGCGACGCCGGCCUCAGCAGCAUGUCCAACGACGCAGAGGCGAUCGAGGAUCAUUUUUUGCAGUCUCCGCCAGUUGACCUCAAAGUUAACGUGGACGGUUUCCUCCUGUCCAUCCAGCCAGCAGAGGCCGGGCGGGCUGUCGGCGCGGAAGAUCAGUGGGACACCGAUGCAGACGAAGGCCAGGCACAGCCAGCGGAGCAAGGUGGUUCAGUUGCUUGAAGACCGUUCAGAUUUCUGUUCCGUUAAAUUAAAUAUAUGGUUUGUCAAAUGCUUUUAUGUUCAGAAAACUGGUUGUUUGUUCUUAUUUAAUUUCCACGUUCUCUAAUUGCCUGUAAUUACUAGUGUUCAAUAAAUGUUUCCUUUUUCAUCGA